Mercurialis annua (annual mercury) is the source of this 1971-nucleotide messenger RNA. RefSeq names its product transcription termination factor MTERF5, chloroplastic. Bases 74 to 1522 code for a protein of 482 amino acids. The transcript has 4 exons. Gene Ontology annotation, molecular function: double-stranded DNA binding. NCBI's taxonomy places the organism in Eukaryota, Viridiplantae, Streptophyta, Magnoliopsida, Malpighiales, Euphorbiaceae. Gene Ontology annotation, biological process: regulation of DNA-templated transcription. The record is from RefSeq and is a predicted model, not a curated record.
UCUUCUACACCAGACAUUAAAAAAUCAAGUUUAAAAACCAGUGUUGAUUGUUUAACUAAACAUCUCAUAAGAAAUGAUGAAAGCAUUCACUGCAAUUCGCUGCCCUCAGCUUACUUAUCUCUCUAGACAAUUUUUGUCAGUUCCAAGGCCUUGGCUAUCUUUUCCUAGGAAACUCUUCUCUUGCCAAGCAUUGUUUGAAGCAGAUUCUGGGAUAGACGGAUCAUUCAGCGCAAGAGUGCUGUCUCCAACGCUAUUGGCAGCAGAAAAAGAAGAAGCCAAGGCUGUUUUGACAUUAUUCUUGAAGAAACGAGGUCUAAGCAAUGUAGUCGCGGCAAGAACUACCAAGUCAUCAGACCUGUUUAUUGACCACCUUAUCUCUAGGCUUCAUUCUGUUCAUAAAUCUCGGUAUCUAGUAGGACGAGAGCUCACAACUCUAGAAAUCAGGGAGGCUCUCACUCCUUACCUUGAAUCCUUACUUGAAGAGCAUGGAAGUGUUCUGGUAGAUUUAGUGGAGAACUUUCCAAACCUGCUCAGUAAAGGAAAACCAGUUUCGCCUGUUAGUCCACUUGAUAUAACUGCCAACUCGAAGAAAUUGAAAGCUAUUUCCCGAGUAAGUGAGACAGGCCCUGCUGGGCAGCUUCCUCCUCAUGUUCUGUAUCUCAUGGACUUUGGUCUGGAUCUCGAGCGGAUCAAGGGAAUUACGAGCAGAUUUCCAGCUUUUGCUUAUUACAGCCUGGAGGGCAAAAUUAAGCCAAUUGUUGAGUUCCUUCUUGAUCUCGGGAUACGCAAGUCAGAAAUUCCAACCAUUCUUGUCAAAAGGCCCCAACUGUGUGGAAUUAGUCUCUCGGAAAAUCUCAUUCCGACAAUGGCAUUCUUAGAAGAGCUGGGAGUGGACAAGAAACAAUGGGCUAAAGUUAUAUACCGUUUUCCAGCAGUUCUUACAUAUAGCAGGCAAAAGGUCGAAUCAACUGUAAAUUUCCUUUAUGAGAUGGGCGUCUCAGCGGAAAGCAUUGGCAAGAUUCUAACUCGCUGUCCGAACAUUGUAAGUUACAGUGUGGAGGAAAAACUUAGGCCAACAGCUGAGUAUUUCCGCAUGAUGGGGGUUGAUGUUGCUGUUCUGCUGCACCGAUGUCCACAGACAUUUGGUCUCAGCAUCGAGACCAAUUUGAAACCUGUGACGGAGUUUUUCUUGGAAAAGGGAUACUGUAUAGAGGAAGUGGGAACAAUGGUUCAAAGAUAUGGAGCCUUAUAUACUUUUAGUUUGUCAGGAAAUGUGAUACCAAAAUGGGAGUUUUUCUUGACCAUGGAUUAUUCAAAAGAGGAGCUUGUCAAAUUUCCUCAAUAUUUUGGUUACAGCUUGGAAGAGAGGAUAAAACCAAGGUAUGCAUUAGUAAAGGAGGCUAACGUGAAACUGCUGCUGAACCAAGUUUUAUCAUUAUCAUAUGAUGAUUUUGAUAAGGUUCUGAAAAGGAAAAUAAAGAAAAUGCUUUCUGAUGAUCAUCCACAGGGAAUCGAAGAAUGAGACUGAUUACUGAUGCUAUAAUAAUUUCGAAAACAAAUCCUGGUGGUAUAAUUGCCAAACUGAAACGGUAUUGAUGUUGCAUGGAAAGUUAAGUUUCCGCAUUUCCCUUUGCGGAAAUACUUGUUAAACUCCGAAACUCUAUAUUUGUAAUGGUUUCGGUAUUCUAGGUUUCUGCGUUUCCCGUUUCAGAAUUUCGGUGGAGCAGAUGCAAUUAUAUAAUGUGAAUGAAAAUACAAAUAUGUAGCUGCUGAAAAAUGGGUGUGCAUUCCCAGCUGAAGAAGCUUUUGUCAACAGGGGCAUGUUGGUUUUGCAGUAAACUUUAAUGAAUCGAGUUUGCAGAUAAUGGAUUUGGAGUUAACUUAGUUUGCAGAUAUUAGUUUUUUAAGAUUUUUUAUGUCACAUUUUUUACUGCUUUAUGCUAAUGCCAAUUAAACUUUAAUUCUAGUUUA